AUGUCUACCCUCGCCUCGUGCCUCCACAGGGGCUUCGACUCGUCCGCCGUCGUCAUACCCGGCAAGAACUUCGACACCAACAUCUCGCAUCGCGACCUCGCCCGCCGUGUCAGGGAGUUCCAACUCAACCUCGCCGCAAUCGGCAUCACCCACGGCUCCCGCGUGGCCUUCAGCCUGCCCAACUCACUGGAGCUGAUCGUGGCCUUCUUCGCCUCGACGUGCAUGCGCGCCGUCGCCGCGCCCCUCAACUUCGACUACAAGCAGUCCGAAUUCGAGUUCUACCUCCAGGAUCUAGACGCCGCCGUCCUCAUCGUCCCCUUCGGCUCGCUCGACGCGAACACCGAAGCGGUCAAGGCGGCGCGCGCGCGCGGCGUCCGCGUCGCCGAAGUGAGCUUCAACGGCGGCGAGAUCGUCUUCAGCGCCCCGACCCGCACCACCGCCGGCGGCGUGAGCCGGCUCAACCAGCUCGAGGCCCAGCCCGACGACGUCGCCCUGAUCCUGCACACGAGCGGCACCACCGGGCGGCCCAAGGCGGUGCCGCUCACACACCGCAACCUCACCGCCUCGAUCAAGAACAUCCACCACACCUACCGGCUCACGCCGCGCGACCGCGGCCUCGUCGUCAUGCCGCUGUUCCACAUCCACGGCCUCGUCGCCGGCACGCUCGCGCCGCUCGCCGCCGGCGGCUCCGUCGUCGUGCCCCCGCGCUUCUCCGCCUCCGACUUCUGGCCCCACUUCGUCGCCCACGCCGCCAACUGGUACACGGCCGUGCCCACCAUCCACCAGAUCCUGCUCAAGCACCCGCUGCCCUCGCCGCCGCCCCGCAACAUCCGCUUCGUCCGCAGCUGCUCCAGCCCGCUGCCGCCCACCGUCCUCGCCCAGCUCGAGCGCGCGCUGCGCACCGUCGUGCUCGAGGCCUACGCCAUGACCGAGGCCGCCCACCAGAUGUGCUCGAACCCGCUGCCGAGCGCCGGCCAGGGCCCGCGCCUCCCCGGCUCCGUCGGCCAGCCCCAGGGCGGCGUGCAGCUGCGCAUCAAGGACGAUUCCGGCGCCGACGUGGCCGCUGGCGAGGUCGGCGAGGUGUGCGUCCGCGGCGAGAACGUCACGAGCGGCUACCUCGUCCCCGAUGGCGACGACGCCGAAGCGGCGCGCGCGGCGCUCGACGCCGCGACCUUCACGGCGGACGGCUUCCUGCGCACGGGCGACCAGGGCGUGCUGGACGCGGCGGGCUACCUGCGGCUGACGGGGCGCAUCAAGGAGCUGAUCAACAAGGGGGGCGAGAAGAUCAGCCCCAUCGAGCUGGACAACCUCCUGCUGCAGCACCCGGCCGUGGGCGAGGCGGUGAGCUUCGCCGUCGACGACGCGCUGUACGGCCAGGACGUGGGCGUGGCGGUCGUGCUGAAGAAGGGGGAGAGGCUGGGUGAGGAUGAGGUCAGGGCGUUCUUCCGCGAGAGGGCGGCGCGGUUCAAGGUGCCGAAGAAGGUCUACUUCACUGAGACGAUGCCGAAGACGGCGACGGGGAAGAUUCAGCGCAGGCAGGUCGCCGCGGCCAUGACGAGGAUGGAGGCUCUCAACGUGCCGACGGCUCCGAUCGUCCACCAGCAGAUCAAGGAACAGGUCAACAAGGACCAGCCGAUGAUGCAGGUGUGCCAGGCUGCGCUUGUUCGUUGUUGA
Diplodia corticola is the source of this 1674-nucleotide messenger RNA. RefSeq names its product peroxisomal-coenzyme a synthetase. The record is from RefSeq and is a predicted model, not a curated record. NCBI's taxonomy places the organism in Eukaryota, Fungi, Ascomycota, Dothideomycetes, Botryosphaeriales, Botryosphaeriaceae. The transcript has 2 exons. Gene Ontology annotation, biological process: fatty acid metabolic process. Gene Ontology annotation, molecular function: medium-chain fatty acid-CoA ligase activity. The coding region runs from base 1 to 1674 and encodes 557 amino acids.